Messenger RNA from Nicotiana attenuata, 675 nucleotides. RefSeq lists its product as uncharacterized. The transcript has a single exon. The coding region runs from base 1 to 675 and encodes 224 amino acids. The record is from RefSeq and is a predicted model, not a curated record. NCBI's taxonomy places the organism in Eukaryota, Viridiplantae, Streptophyta, Magnoliopsida, Solanales, Solanaceae.
AUGCCAAUACCCAAGAAUGCAGCUUGGGUAAUCAGGAAAAUUCUGGAUUCAAGGAAUCUCAUAGGGGAUGUUCAGGGUAUUCAAGGCAACCUUUUGAGCAGGCUGGAUCAAUUACAAAAUGGCAAUUCCUUCAGCAUUAGGAAGCUAUAUCGGCUACAAUUCCCCCAACUACCUAAGGUUCCAUGGAAAGGUAUUGUGCUGCAGCCAAGAAUGCACCCCAGAUUUAAAUUCAUUCUAUGGUUAGCACUACAAAGAAGAUUAGUUACAGUUGAUAGACUACUGAAGUUUGGUGUUCGAAUAGCUCAACAAUGUGCACUCUGUAAGCUAGCUGAUGAAACUUUUGACCAUUUAUUCUUUGAAUGCUCUGUGACAAAUGAAGUGUGGUCGAGACUGUUGAUAUGGUUAGGACAUUGCAGACCUGUUCAAAAUUGGCAAAGUGAGGUGGAAUGGAUAAGUCACUAUGCUACAAAAAAGAGUGGACACUGGAAAAUUGUUACUUGUGUAUUUGGCAUGAUGGUUUAUACCAUAUGGAGAGAAAGGAACAAAGUUCGAUUCCAGGGAGGUGCAGUAAAUGUGAACAGUGUAUGCAGAGAAGUAACAAUUCAUAUACACAUUAGAGGGCAGGAAAUACAACACUGGCAUGGAGCUCUUAGAACACUCAAUGGGUACCCAUAA